AACAAACGCCGGCGCGAUCCAGAUAUCUGCUCUCACUUCGGCGUGCUUGAGUGAGGUUUGCGUCCUUGAGAACCCAACGUCCACUGGGUCGUCUGGAAGAGUUGAGAGUCUGCUGUGAGGCAAACUUUAGAAGACAUUGUGAGGGGACGUCUGCUUCAUCUUGGUGGAUUUCUUCUGUUUACGAGUGUUUACAUCACCGUCGUUGGAAGUUUGUUUUUCUCGGAUACAAAACCAGACGCGACUGGAGAGGAAUCUGGGCUUUUUCGAGGGAUUUUUGGAAUUUGAUUCUGGAUUACCUUGGAUUAAGUGCAUGUGUCCUUCAGGCCCCAGUCAAUAACGACAUUACUACCCAGGUAUGAUCUGAAGCCUAGACAAGGUGACCCCAAGAGGGCUGACGCGUGGGGAAAAUAUUGCAAUACCGUUAAUGAAGAAGAAGAAGAUACCCUUAUGGAUUACCUGAAUACAUCGUCGUUGAUUGCAUAUGGAGGGUACUUGUCAUAGAUGACAACCCGCCAUCUCACCAUCCAUCCGCGGGACAACACAGCUGAGGCAGAAAAAGAAAUCUAAACGGGCCCAACGCUGUCUCCUAUCGAGCGUUACCGCUCACGGGAUAAGGCUUUAAUCCUCUCUUCCCCAUGGGAUUCUCCUGCUGCUGGUAAGCCUUCUUCUGGACCAGCGACCGCACCUGGCUUUCGCUGCAAUUCGAACGCUCCUCGCCUUCACUCAACGGGAACAAUCGUGGUCUGAUCGACACCGACAGGGACAUCGCAUCACCGGAGACUCUCGGGGAGCAUGACUCCUCCUACGGAUGUGUGGCAUCGAAGAGUGUGAUCGGUGACACAGCUGUGGUGUUCGAGAAUGGUGAUCGGCGUCGCAACUCGGCUCGUCAUGCGGUGCUUGUGCGUAAGCACGUUAUGUGCGGCACUCGUUUUGGUUCUGUCGACGCGGCUAGCCUCCGCAGUGCAUUACGUCGUUGCGGAAGACUGUGACUGGAGGACGAUACAGCAGUCUUCGAGUACGGAGAUCGCGCUAAAGUGCCGCUUCCAAGCCAUUCGUGCUGGGCCCGACGGAACGAACUUCAGCUUGAUCCAGCCGGAUCACACGACCAGUCUUACUGUGCUGUGCGGUUCGUUGUUUACGGAGAGCAGGCUCGGGAACGGUACGUUCGCAACGUUGAGGUUCCUGCGGUCGCUCCACGUUGAACAGUGUAAGUUAGCCGAAGUGCCAGACUCUGCCUUCGUUGGACUAGUCGAGCUAAAGAACCUGACUGUCAGGACUUAUAACGGUGAUUGGGGUGCGUUGUCGUUGAACCUAGCGAGGAUGGCCCUAACGCCUUUGAAGCUCCUGGAGAGGCUGGACAUCGGUCACAACAACAUGAAGUCCUUGCCGCAGUCUCCCUUCUGUGACUUAAAGAACCUCAAGUUUCUCAACCUGACGCAUAACAGCUUCGAGGACAUGACCAACAUGGGGUUCAACGAGUUCGGUGGGGAGAGGUCAAAGUGCCUCGACGAACUGCUUGAACUGGACCUAUCGUGGAAUAAGCUCCGGUACAUCGAUGACAGGGCGUUUAUGGCUUUGGGAAACUUGCGUUCCCUGUACCUCCAACAUAACCAACUGACCCAGCUGGUGGAGACGGCGUUCGGCGGUCUGAUACAUCUGCAGGUUGUCGACAUGUCGAAUAACCAGUUGAACACAAUCCCUCCCAAGCUCUUUCACGGAUCCGUGGACAUACGCGAACUGUAUCUGCAGAAUAACUCGUUGGGACUCUUGUCGCCUCACACGUUUACCGACUUGCAACAACUAGUCAUCCUCAACUUGAGCCACAACCAGAUUUCCAGCGAGUGGAUUACUCACGAUACAUUCGCAGACCUCAUCCGCCUCGUUAUCCUCAACCUGAGCCACAACAAGCUGAGACACAUCAACGCUACAACGUUCCAAUCACAGUACAGCUUGCAGAUACUGCAUCUGGACCACAACCAGAUCGAAACAAUCGACGACAACGCGUUCGCGUCACUGUACAACCUCCACACUUUAAGCCUCAGCGACAACAAGAUGAAGCACCUGGACAUCUUCACACUGAACGGACUUUACGUGCUCAGUAAUCUUGCUCUGGACCGAAAUCAUCUCCACACCAUCCACCUGGAAGGGUUCAAGAACUGUAGCAGUUUGCUCGACCUACAACUAUCCGGGAACAGAUUAACUGAUGUUCCUCACGCACUUCAGUUCUUGAGGUUUCUCAGGUCUCUGGACUUAUCGGAAAACUUAUUGCAAAACGUCACAAACAUAACGUUGUCUGGAAUGUCCAACCUCCAUUCAUUGAAGAUCUCCGGCAACCGUAUCGGAAACAUGACGCGUGGAACGUUCCAGGAGCUGAAGUCGCUUCGAAGACUUGACCUGUCCCACAACAAAAUCGAAUCGUUGGAGCACGGCAUAUUCGACGAUGCGUCCGCGUUGAACAUCAUCCUCCUAAAUGACAAUCUUCUCAAAGACGUCAACGGCCUCUUUAUGAACCUGGCUCAUUUGAGACUCCUGAACGUCUCGCGUAACGGGAUCACGUGGUUCGACUACGCCUUGGUCCCGCGCCAGCUGAAACAUCUCGAUAUCCACGACAACGAAAUUGAGACUCUCGGAAAUUACUACGAGCUGGAAGACAAGAUGCACCUCAAGAUCCUCGAUGCAUCUCACAACAGGAUCAGAGAAAUCAACGCGGCUUCUUUUCCAAACCAGAUCGAAGUCAUUCAACUUAACCACAACAGGAUCAGCAUCAUCCAUCCGUUCACCUUCAUGGCCAAACACAAUCUGACUAAAGUAAACCUGACGCACAACCGGAUCGAGAACGUCGACAUCAACGCCUUCCGCUUGAAGCCCAUCUCGGCGAAAGCCGUUUUGCCCGACUUUUGGAUUGCGGACAACAUUUACUUCUGCGAUUGCACCAUGGAGUGGCUUCAGCGGAUCAACAGCCUGGACGAUACUCGACAGUAUCCCAGGGUUGUGGACCUAGAUCAAGUUGUCUGCCAGAUGCCGUUUGCUCGCCGGAAGCCGCGCAUGCUCUUGUCGCAUGCUAACUCUUCCGACUUUCUGUGCAAGUAUAAGAGUCAUUGUUUUGCGCUCUGCCACUGCUGUGAGUUCGACGCCUGUGACUGUGAAAUGGUGUGUCCAGAGAACUGCACGUGCUACUCGGAUCAGACGUGGAACACCAAUAUUGUCGACUGUAGCUUCACGUCCUACAACAGCAUUCCACCGCGCGUGCCCAUGGACGUCACCGAACUCUACUUGGACGGUAACGACAUGUCUCAUCUUUCGAGCCACAGCUUCAUCGGGCGAAAGAACUUAAAAGUUCUGUAUCUAAACAACAGCAACGUUCAGACAAUCCACAACCGCACUUUUAAUGGGCUCGUCGGUCUUCAGGUGCUGCACCUCGACCAUAACAAAGUGACUGCUCUGCACGGUUUCGAGUUUGAGAACCUGACGAAUCUCAGAGAGUUGCAUCUUUCGAACAACCGUAUCGCUACCGUGAGCAACAGGACCUUCACCGCCUUAAAGUCGCUGGAGGUCCUGUACUUGGAUAACAACUACAUCGUCGAGUUCCAAGUGUGGAACUUCAACUACAACCCAGCCCUCUCUACUCUGAGACUCGGACAUAAUCCGUGGUCUUGCAACUGCCGCUUCAUGGAGAACUUCCAGGACUGGGUUCAUAUGUUUGGUGGACCUCUGAAAGACACCAUCUCCGUCCGCUGCCGUCAGAACGACACGAACGGCCCGUUUCUCUUAGAGUUCAACGCUACCGCCUGCACGAACUUCACGGCAGUCACCUAUCUGCAAGCAGUCUUCUCUGACACGUACGUUCCGCUCAUGAUCGUCGCGCCAUCGCUGUUCGUCCUCCUCCUGUUCAUCUUAGUACUUGUGCUCAUCUACCGCAAACAGAUGAAAGUAUGGAUGCACAGCAAGUACGGUGUCCGUCUGUUCCGCCGCAGUCAGUACGCUGCAGAUAACGACAGGCUGUUCGACGCCUUCGUCUCCUACUGCAAGAAAGACGAGGCGUUUGUUGCCCAAAUCUUGGCGCCGGACCUCGAAUGCGGCAACAACCCACCGUUCCGACUGUGCCUUCGCUACAGGGAUCUUCCCAUGUCGGGCUACGUCGCCGAAGCCAUCACGGAAGCCAUCGAGUGCAGCCACAGGACAUUGAUUGUGCUCUCCGAACAAUUCCUCAAGAGCGAGUGGUGUCGCUUUGAACUGAAAUCCGCGCACCACGAGCUCCAGUGCAACAGCAAGCACAAGUUGAUCGUUGUGCUUCUGGACAAUCUCUCCGUCAAGGAGAUGGACGCAGACGCGCGCCAGUGCCUCCGGUCCGCCAUCGUGAUUCGGUGGGGAGACAAGAGGUUCUGGGAGAAACUUCGGUACGCAUUGCCCGACGCGUGCAGGACGAAUCGAAAGCAAGUGGUCGUCAAUCAUGCGUCCGAGGUGACGGUGUGUCCUUCGAACAUGAUGACAGCGACCAGGUGUCCCAACAACGUGGUCAAACUAGUGUGAGCGUUGGGGGAGUUUCUGUGCAGAAAGACGUGUACAUAGUAUAGGACUUGUGCGGUGUGUUGCUGUCUGUGGCGCUGAUGUGCGUUGCUCGUUCCAGCGUCACUCAGAAUGACGUUUAUUUUGAAUAUUUUUUUCGCCUUCUGUGUUGUUAGAAUGGAGCAGAUGCCUGGCUUGUCUUUCGACUCAAAGCAGUGCUGAGGAAACGCGAGUGUGCCAUAACUACAGAUUAGAUCGUAGAGCGCCUUGAGAGCCUGUAGUGCCUUUCCUUUCUACGUGUUCUAUACAAAUCUGGGCCAUACACACGGAGCCUUAAAAAAAAAAAAAAGGGGUCACAUUUUACGCUGUACACAUUGAUGUAUAGAAGAUAUAGUUUUUACGUUCUCAAAGAUAAGAUAAGCAUAUUUUCUGAGUGAACGCUGGAACUUUCAUGCUUGCACCUCUUACAUACAGGAACAGUGGAAAGUCAAGAGACACUGAUAUUGCCUUCCAACAUUGCCAAAACGAGAAACAUGUCGUGGACUUACCCGUGCAUGUGUAUUUCGCGGCUGAUGGACACAUGGACAACUGAUGGACACAUUGCGUUUCGAUACCCUGUAGUUCCUGUAAAGAAAAAAAAAAUAAUGAACGUGUACAUAGCCAACACCUACAUCAAGGACUUUCAAAAUGUGGUGAACAAAACAGAAAAAAAAAGACGUGUAGAUGCUACCGUUUGAUUUGCACGACCUCUCCUGCCUUUGAUUGUUUAUAUGAUAAUGGAUGCAAAGGACUCCCUCACUCAGAGGAAGAUAGCAACACGUUGCUUUUUUUGUAAUUGUCGAAUGUUGCCUUCAAGAUGGCUGCAUAUGGAAAUGCUGCGCCACUUCAGCGUACUCUUGUCAGACGCGUUAUUUAUUUUAGCCCUUCCCAGUUUCUUAUUUAUGUUCCUCGUGUCAACAUGAUUCAUGUCGACAAACAUGCCCCGACGUUUCCAGUCAGCCCUUACAAUGUCGGGGCUAUCCUAGAGAAUCGCGCUUUGCUUUUAAUGUCUUUUAUGAUGUACUUGAACAAUCCCAUGCUGCAGCAACGCAGUUUUUGCAGAUGCAUACUGAAAGGCUAAUCUGUUGUCUUUGUAAAUAUAAUGGUGAGCGUUUGAUUUUUUUUCCCCCUCGUAAGUAGUUCUAUUGCGACUCUUUCGAAUUGGGAUCAGAGAUGCGAUAUACUUUUGUACAAAGUUUUUUUUUCUCGCUGUGGAUUAGUGAAUUACUGAUAGUUUUCUGAAGAUACUGUAAGGUACUUCUGAAGGUACUGAGACCAGAUUUCAACAGACUGUCACUUCCAGAAAUAUAAACCAUCUGAGCAAGAUUGUGCAGUUCACUUUCUUCAUACUUGUUAUUAGUCAUAGGGUACAAAGGAGAGCGAAGCGUCGGGCAUCGCACCUUUUUCGAAACUACGAAAAAGGUUAAAGCUUAGUGGACGUUGAAAGACGUGAGAAGCUAGAUCUUUCUUUUCAAUUUAUAAGACUGUGUACAUGUGGCAAGGCAUUAAUCUGGAAGGAAACAAUACACUGUGUUGAGAGCCUAAGACUGUGAAGUUUCUUAUAAACGAGAACUGAUUUACAUCUGUACCAGAGAAAACAGCAUGAAUCGUCUUGCUAGCAUUACAGCUGUGAUAUAUUAAUAAAAGUGAUUUCCUUUGUGUCA
Ornithodoros turicata is the source of this 6209-nucleotide messenger RNA. Its product is annotated as toll-like receptor Tollo. Gene Ontology annotation, biological process: signal transduction. The transcript is spliced from 5 exons. NCBI's taxonomy places the organism in Eukaryota, Metazoa, Arthropoda, Arachnida, Ixodida, Argasidae. The record is from RefSeq and is a predicted model, not a curated record. Bases 859 to 4530 code for a protein of 1223 amino acids. Gene Ontology annotation, molecular function: protein binding.